This is a messenger RNA of Didymella exigua CBS 183.55, 732 nucleotides long. RefSeq lists its product as uncharacterized. The transcript has a single exon. The record is from RefSeq and is a predicted model, not a curated record. NCBI's taxonomy places the organism in Eukaryota, Fungi, Ascomycota, Dothideomycetes, Pleosporales, Didymellaceae. The coding region runs from base 1 to 732 and encodes 243 amino acids.
AUGAACGGAGGCUGGGUCUUCCUGAUCAUCCUGCUCCUGCUCGUCUCGGGCUCCUACUUCGGCUGGUACUUCUACGCCCAAUGGAACGCCAAGAAGAACGGCUUGCCUCCGCCGUCCAUGAACCCCAUCGCUGCCUUCAAAGCCUCUCGCGGCGGCGCAUCAAACUACCCUGGCCCCGCGCCCGCCGGCAUCAAGGGCUGGAUCGACACGCAGGUCCGCAAGUUCAAGAACAGGAACAACCGCUCGGCUGCUGGUGCCUAUGAGGGUGACUACACGGAGACUGGCGGCGCGCAACGAGGCCGCGGCGCUGGCAGUCGCCUGGAUCCGGACGAGGCAUGGUCAGCAAGGGUCGGCGACGAGACGUACUACGAGGAGCAAGAACUUGGCCUGCAUGAGCCUGCGCGCGGCGCGAACCCUUACGCGCCGACAAAUCAUGCUGCGCCCCAGCCCCACGAAGAGCGUGGACGCAGCCGCACACGCGACAGCUACGACGAGCACCUCGACGCGCGAGGCGCGCGCAACGAUCCUUUUGGCGAUGAGAAUGCUGCAAGUCUGCGCGGUGUGAGCCCAAGGCCGCUGAACCAUGGCGAGGACACCAGCUACCACGGUGGUGCCACGGCGCAGAUGCCUCACGUUCCGCAGAUCAAGACACACAAGAAGCCAGGGAGCGUCAACAGCGCCGAGAACAGUCCGACGGAGAGCCGGAGGAGCGUAUUCAGGGAGGCGAUAUGA